Molecule: messenger RNA, 810 nt
Organism: Brassica oleracea var. oleracea
Lineage: Eukaryota; Viridiplantae; Streptophyta; Magnoliopsida; Brassicales; Brassicaceae
Product: protein RKD3
Molecular function (GO): DNA-binding transcription factor activity
Source: RefSeq, a predicted model, not a curated record
AUGGUUGAUCAUGAACAUCUGUGGAGCUGGUCAGAGUCCAACGACUAUGAAUCAUCAUUCCUUCAAGAAGAAAACUUAUUCUCCUUACUCGAUCAAUCACUUUCCUUCGAUUACAAUUCGUUCAUUAACCCUUUUAAUGGUCUUCAAAAUGAAACUUGGUUUUCUUUACAAGACAGCAUUAAUCUCGAUCCCAUCUCUACUUGUUUUCCAGCUGUUGAUCAUAUGUCUAUGGCUUCAGUUGAUUUUGAAGCCUUCUCUACUUUGUCUCAAGAUGUAUUUGGUGAAUUGUGGAAUGAAAAUGCUUGUAAUUUCAAUAACCAUGUCGAACCAGAGAUGGAGAUAAUAUUGCAUGAUGGCAAUAACACAACGAAGGAGACCACAAUGCAGAAGAGGAGGUAUAUAGGAGAUAGACUAAUCCAGAUUUUUUCCAGGGAAGAUAUGAAACCAUACUUCAAGAUGCCGAUUACUAAAGCAGCUAAAGAGCUUGGCGUUGGACUAACCCUCUUGAAAAGGAGAUGUCGCGAGUUGGGUUUUUCUCGUUGGCCUCAUCGUAAGCUUAUUACGAGCAUUGACGGCCUUAUCAAUAACCUCAAGGAUCACUUAGAGAAGAUGGAAGGAGAAGUGAACAAGAGUAAGCUGAUGAACGCUUUGGAGAUUUUGGAGGCGGAGAAGAAAAUGAUUGAAGAGUUUCCUGAUUUGGAGUUUGGAGAUAAGACCAAGAGGUUGAGACAGGCUUGCUUUAAAGCUAACUACAAACGAAGAAGGCUCGUGUCUUCUAGUUCUAUGUCUACCACAUCGUCUAUUUCGUGA